Molecule: messenger RNA, 971 nt
Organism: Armigeres subalbatus
Lineage: Eukaryota; Metazoa; Arthropoda; Insecta; Diptera; Culicidae
Product: exonuclease 3'-5' domain-containing protein 2-like
Exons: 2
Coding region: 99-860 (253 amino acids)
Biological process (GO): nucleobase-containing compound metabolic process
Cellular component (GO): cytoplasm; nucleus
Molecular function (GO): 3'-5' exonuclease activity; nucleic acid binding
Source: RefSeq, a predicted model, not a curated record
UCAAUGCAGAUCAAAGCAGCCCUGUGUUGUGUAUUUGUUCAUAAAAAGAGUUUUGCAAACAUAUUGUCAAAAGUUUCAUUCGAAUCGAUCUCGUGAACAUGAUUGCUGUUAUAUUUGGAAUAGGAUGUGUCGUGGGAAUACUAAUUUUAGUAUACUGGUCUCAACCUAAGCCCCCCCCAUUCCCCUUUCAACCUGAAUCUGCCCAGCCAAUCGCUCCAACGAGGUCAAAUCACGUUCCCUUCAAGAACCCAUUUCAAGUAUUGGACAGCAAUGUCCACAUAAUAAAAACAGCUUCAAAAUGUGUUGAGCUGAUUCGUACAAUUCGGGAUCAUUGCACAAGCGCUCCCUUCAUUGGUUUGGACUGUGAAUGGGUCACCAUUGGUGGAGUUCGUCAGUCCGUGGCCCUAUUACAGAUGGCUUCUUCCUCCGGCAUGUGUUUGCUGAUACGAAUGUUCCUAAUGGACGCAUUUCCGAACGAACUAAAGGAUCUCCUCGCUGACCCAAAAAUUUUAAAAGUAGGAGUUGAGGUGUAUUUCGAUGGCCGAAAAUUACAGGAAGAUUAUGGACUCGUGGUAAAAGGGACCGUUGAUUUGCGUCAUCUGGCCAAGAAGCUGCGGGUUCCUGGUUCAUUCGGACUGGGUGGGCUAGCACAAACGGUUCUCGGAAUUCAACUAGACAAAAAUUGGCAAAUUUCCGCGUCCAAUUGGCAAAACCCUGAACUGUCGCCGAUACAAAGGGAAUAUGCCGCCAAAGAUGCGAUUGUAGCUAUGAAACUGUUCAGACAUUUUCGAAACAAAAUUAAUAUGAGUGAAAUUUACCAAUUUAUAGAUGUACCAUUUAGAACGAAAUUUAAUUCCUAGUCCAUAAUAGCAACGUAGAUCAAAUUGUAUCUGGUUCGAAAUGAUGAAAAGAACGUGGAACGAAUUCAUCAUUUGUGGAUCGUUACAUAAAAAGACAUUUGUUGCAACGAA